Molecule: messenger RNA, 3439 nt
Organism: Colletotrichum scovillei
Lineage: Eukaryota; Fungi; Ascomycota; Sordariomycetes; Glomerellales; Glomerellaceae
Product: endochitinase
Exons: 2
Coding region: 537-3215 (892 amino acids)
Biological process (GO): carbohydrate metabolic process
Cellular component (GO): extracellular region
Molecular function (GO): chitinase activity
Source: RefSeq, a predicted model, not a curated record
CACGCCGUCGCCCGCAUUGCCUGCACACCCACCCGCUAACACACAUCAAUGGAUACGCAUCCCACAUCGUCGCCGUUGCGGUCUGCGCCGCUCGCGGACGUCAAUGCCUGAUCGUACCUCUCGAGCAGUCCUCACGAGGGGGGAAACUGGUCCCCUGCACCCCUCGCCAUGAUGGCUUACACCCACAACUCAAUUUGCCUCUAGGCAAUUUUUCCUCAACCGUCCCUCAAUGUAGUUAGUCACUACAUCGUUGCGCCGCUUCGUGGAGAGCGGCAAUGGUUCACUUAUGAAUGGGAGCCUUCUCUUGCCGUUCCGUGUAAUGUCUCUUUUCUCUCUUUCCUGAUUUCCUCACUCCAUCUCUGUUCCUGUUGAGAUCUAGAGACUACGGUGUGUCUUCACCAUCUUGCAAACAUUUGUGUUUGCGUCCUUUCUUUGAUCUUAGAUCACAUCUACACUCUUUCACGGCCUCGGCCACCUUACAAUCGUUGCGAACAACGUACAAAAACACUUAAUCGUCUAAUACUACUACAUCAAACAUGCUCUUCAGCAAAUCAUUCGUUGCCGCCGCCGCGGUCAUCAGCCCGGCCCUGGCCCAUUCUUCUUCACAGACAACCACGAGUGCCUCGCCACUUCUCGGACUCAACCUUUACUGGGGACAGUAUGGCCAGCCUACCGACCGCCUUUCAAGCUAUUGUGAUGCUCCGGGUGUCACCUCCGUCUCUCUAUCCUUCGUCACAUACUCUCCCAAGAACAGCGCUGGAUACCCCGGUACCAACUUCGCCGGCCACUGUGGCGGCGAGGUUUACUACAAGAACCCCAAGACUGGCGAAGACACCAAGUUGAUUAUGAACUGCGACUACGUCAAGAAGGAUAUUCAGUACUGCCAGGCCAAGGGCAUCAAGGUUCUCCUGGCUAUUGGUGGUUACUGCCCAACCGGAGGCCCCUGCAGCUACGACAUUGACAGUGAGCAGGAUGGCCAUGAAUUUGGCGAUUUGUUGCACAAGACUUUUGGUCCUUACGAUCAGGGAUGGAACGGCCCUCGUCCCUUUGAUAUCAGCGAGACUGAGCACAUUGCUGUUGACGGUUUCGACUUUGACCUGGAGUUCAAGUAUUCCGACCAAAAGCCCUGGAUCAAGAUGGUUGAGAAGCUUCGCAGCUGCGGUAUCUACCACAUUUCUGCUGCUCCCCAGUGCCCGACGUCAGACACCUGGUUCCAGCUCAAGGAGCUCAUCUACAACGCCCAAUUCGAUUCCCUCUUCAUCCAGUUCUACAACAACCCGGGCUGCCAAAUCACCGAUACUCCCAACUACGACGACUGGGAGACGGUCAUUUCUCAGACCUCCAAGAGCAAGGAUGCGAAGCUGUACAUUGGUGUCCUCGCCAGCGUCGAGUCCGGAUGGAACGGUUAUGCUCCUCCUUCCACGAUCAAGGACUUGAUCUGCAAGUACCAGAGCAAGCCGCACUUUGGAGGUGUUUCUAUCUGGGAUGCCACCCGUGGCGCCAUCAACCAGAUCAACGGCCAGUCGUUCCACGAGGCCAUUGCCGAUGCUCUCAAGUACGGUUGCAACCCCAUCCCUGCCAAGACCUCCACCAUCAGCAUCUCGACUUCGACUUCGUCCGUGAUCUCUUCCACCGGCACCUCGUCUGCCAUUGUUUCCACCACUUCGGCAAGCUCUAGCUCUAGCUCCAGCUCCGCGACCUCGAGCUCCAGCCAGUCCGCCUCGGCAUCCGUUUCUGCUUCAGGCUCUGCCUCUGCUUCUGCUUCCACCUCGACUUCCGUGUCUGCCUCUGCCUCAGUCUCUGCUUCCGUGUCAGCCACUGGCUCAGCAUCAUCGUCUGGCUCAGCAUCUGGAUCAGCAUCGGCAUCUGGCUCGGGAUCUGUCUCCGCAUCAGCGUCUGCUUCUGUGUCCGUAUCAUCCUCCGCAUCAUCCUCCGCGUCGGCCUCGGCCUCGGCUUCACUCACCUUCUUUGGCAACUCUUCGGCGUCUGCCACGGGAUCUGCUUCGUCACGCAUCAUCACAACAUUGAGCUCCAACGCCACUGCCACUGCUAGUGCUUCUACGACCAAGUCUGCGACUGUUUCGGACACUUGCGAUGAGGACGACGAGGACUUCCCAACCACCACGGCGGGUAACUCCCACACCGCCACUGCUACUGCCACCGGCUCAGCAGACGCAACAAAGACUGCCUCUGGCAGUGUCACCAACAAGGCCACUGGGCCUGCCACUGGGUCUGCAACUGGUUCUGCUACGAGGCCUGCCCAGAACUCCUUGACGGUGUCCAUCUCAGACAAGCCCACCGGCACCAAAUCAGCUACCGAGUCCGCCAAAAACACACUUAGUGUCCCCGAGCAGCUGACCACAAGCACGGUUUUCACCACCAAGAUCACCACCGUCACCUCUUGCAAGCCCGAUGUGCCCUGCACCAAGGGCCAGGUUGUCACCGAGACCGUUCCUUGGUACACCACUGUCUGCCCCAUCACGGCAACAUCGUCCGCCGUCGCCGUGCCCACGAUCAGCCCUCCUCCCCAAUUGGUCACCAGCACAGUCUACACCACAAAGAUGUACACCAUCACAUCUUGCGCUCCUGAUGUACCAAACUGCCCUGUUGGCCAGGUCACGACCAAGGUCAUUCCUGCAUACACCACCGUCUGCCCGUACACCGAGACGACACCCGGCAGCAGUAAGCCUUCAGGCGACGUCCCCAACCCUCCCAAGCCCUCUGGCGACGUUCCUCAACCUCCUAAGCCCACCGGGGAUGUUCCCAAGCCUACCGGUGGCCAAGGUGGCAACAAGCCCUCUGGCGACGUUCCUCAGCCUCCCAAGCCUACUGGUGAUGCUCCCAAGCCCACUGGCAGCCAAGGAGGAAACAAGCCUUCUGGCGAUGUUCCUAAGCCCACUGGCAGCCAAGGUGGCAGCAAGCCUUCUGGGAGCAUUUCUCCCCCCAAGCCUACCGUAACUCCCGUUGUCCCCGGCAAAGGGGAUGACUCGACGACUUUCAUCUACAAGACCCUGACUGUCCCCGUUACGAUUGGCAAAUACAACUCCACACUCGCGGGUACCGGCUCCAACUACAAGCCCACCUCCACGGGCGGGUUCCCCAGCUACACAACGGCUGCUCCCGUUCCUAGCAAGCCUGUCCAGGCUGGAGCUGCCAAGAUUGGAGCUUUCGGAGUCGGUAGCUUGGCCGCCCUUGCCGUUGCCCUUCUGCUCUAAUGUGUGUAAGGGAUUGAUGAUUGGUUAACACGGAUAUGGCAUUUAUUUCUUUGAUUCUGUUCACGAGAUGUAUAAACAUGACUAAUAUUUCCUUUGUAUACCUAUGGUGCUGCAAUCGAGGCAUGUAAAAGCAAGCCUUGGCAUACAGAGCCUCGUGAUAAAACGUUUGGGGCAUUGCAUGCUAGAGCAUAUAGUAGAAGAAACAUGUUGUAUGUAAAUGCAAA